AUGGCAAAGUUCUUGGCAACCAUAAAGGCAAUAAUUACACGUUUGGUGUUUGCAUCGCAUGGUUUCAUCGCUAUUUGGCAGGUAACGACUUUCAAGAGAAAUUCAUAUUUCUGGUACCUGAGCUGUCCUAUCUUGUUGCUGUUCGUCGAGGGUAUUUUCACGCUUACUAUAAAGGAAAAUCAGGAAUGGAAAUGGUUCUGUCCAUCUGUAUUUUUAUAUCUUAGCAGCGUAGUACCUGCAAUUUGGUUGUUAGAACUGGAUAAAGUAGACAUGAGGCUAAAAUCUCGAGGAACGAAUAUUAAUAUAUCGGAGAAUAUCGAUUUAUCUAAUCUGGCAGCUGAUGAUUUAAAACAUCUGGAAGAAGCUCUUGGCGUUGAUAUUCGUUUACCGGAUAUACAGAUUUCCACAGAAACAUGGGUUACUUUGAUCGAACAAUUUUUAAUGUUAAUUUUGAUAAUUGGCCGAUGGAUGUUGCCGAAAGGUGACUUGACUCGAGAUCAGUUAAGUCAGCUGCUGUUAGUCUACAUUGGUACUGCAGCUGAUAUUAUCGAGUUCUUUGAUUCGUUCAAGGAAGACAGGAUAGCAAGAGAGCCUGUACUUGUGUACUUGACAUUAGGCAUUUGGGCAUGGUCUCUCACGCAGUUCACAGUUGUCCUGACUGCCACCAAGUCUAGGAAGUCUCGAUUGUCAUCUGGUAGCGUUACCAGGAAAAAAGUCCGAACGGAAACCAGUUGCUGCAGCAUUGAUGUAUGGGGAAUCGCCCUGAACAUGAUUCUUCAAGAUGGACCAUUUUUGGCAUUUCGUUUGAUAUUGAUAAUUCAUUAUCAGAUAGUUAGUUACAUGAAUAUAUUCUUCACGUGCAAGAACACAUUAGUGAUACUGCUGCAAUUGUAUCGACUUUAUGUAGUACAAACCGAAAACAAAAACAAACGGAACAAGAAAUACAGCAAAAGGAAUGUAUCAAAUAUCAACAUUAUUUCCCGAGGUGAUAUGUAUAAAGAUGUAAGAAUGAAAGCUUUGAGAGAUAAUAAUAAAUAUAAGAAUCGACGUGAUAAGGAUGUAGAAGCAAAUUAUAGUGAAACUGAAGACUCGAGAGAAGAUAUCGAUAAAUUCGAUUCGUCCCCAACAAAUGUCGAGGGCUCCAAACGAAUGACACAAAUAGCAUUAACAGCGUCUCCCCAAACAGUGCGUGGUUUACACAUUUA
Mycetomoellerius zeteki is the source of this 1205-nucleotide messenger RNA. RefSeq names its product transmembrane protein 26. NCBI's taxonomy places the organism in Eukaryota, Metazoa, Arthropoda, Insecta, Hymenoptera, Formicidae. The annotation marks the transcript as partial. The record is from RefSeq and is a predicted model, not a curated record. The transcript is spliced from 5 exons.